AAUAAAUAAUAUCCAAGAAAAUGAAGUUCCUCCAAAAACUUCUGUGCUGUAAAACGAGAAGAAGAAAUGAAGAGGCAGUAGACCCCCUAGAGAGAUUGUCUAAAGAUGUUGUAAAAGAGCGCGUGACUAAAACUGGGAAGCAACCCCAAGGCAUGCCUAAAUGGGUAGAGAUGAAAUGCAACUCCUUGGUCUAUCUUAAGCAGCUAAUGAAAAAUAACAGGAAGAAAAAGUUACUUCUUGUUAAACAGGAGAAGGAUCAAAAGAAAGACCAAAAUAAAGAAAAAGAGGAAAACAAAGAGACUGACAAAAAAGAGGUUGCAGAAAUGGUUGAGAAUGAUAGUAACCAACAGGAAGUCUUAAAGUCCCAGACUAAUGAAAGUAUGAGCAUGAUGUGCCCAAUCUGUCAUUUCUUCAUGUACAAAAGUGUCUGUGCCACCUGUGGACACAUGUUCUGCCAAUACUGCCUUGACGAAUACCUCAUUUUUAAAGAUAGUUGCCCAGUCUGUGAAAAAUCUAUAAGAAAGGGUAAAAUUACAAGAUGUUGAGUCGCUGAUUCAGCUAUUGAGAAGAUGCUAAUGUUCUCUAAAGAAGAAUACUCCAAGGAGUAUGCUCUUAAGGUCAAAUUUGAGGAUGAGUAUUUUGCUAAAAAGAAGUUAAAUGAGUCUAUAAUAGAGAAAUUUAGUCAGGAAACUCCAGAAAUCAUUAUUGAUGCUAGAGACAGUGAAUACAUCUGGUGCAAAGCUGAAAUUAUAGCUGUUAUUGAAUCCAAAGAGAAAGACAACAGCAUUCUGGUGCACUAUUGUGGCUGGGGGAGGAAAUAUGACGAGGUUCUUCCCUUAAAUUCACCCAGAAUUGCUAAUGCUGGGUUCUAUACUUCAAGAACAGAUAUUCCUUACUACCAAAGCACAGAUAAUAAGGCAAAGAAGCCAGUCUUGAACAUGCCUAUUAGUAACGAGAAAAUAGAUAUUAUCGAAGAGUUAAAGAAGGACUGAAUGAGAGACAAUGAUGAUGAAGAUGAAAACAAGAGAAGAAUUGGAGAGCCUGGCGAAGAGCCCCUCAAUGAAGAAGAAGUUUAUGAUUACCUUAUUGAUAAAGUAAGCAAUCGUAACAGAAGCGCCCACAGCAGGGAACCUUUCAGACUCAAUACCCAGACCACCUCAGUGUUCGACUUGAAUCCAUUUGAAAGAUCUAACAGGGAUGUCAGGAUUAGGGUAAAUACUAAUGGACUAAAUAGACUUAGAGGAAUGUUUAAUAGAAACCAUUUCUAAAUAUUAUCUAAUGCUUGAUCAAGCUUAAUGAUUUUCAAAAUUUAAACUCUCUUAAGGUUCACCGGCAUCUUCUUCCUGGGGAUGAACAGCCA
Messenger RNA from Moneuplotes crassus, 1360 nucleotides. NCBI's taxonomy places the organism in Eukaryota, Ciliophora, Spirotrichea, Euplotida, Euplotidae. The record is from the annotation of a GenBank genome assembly.